Messenger RNA from Glarea lozoyensis ATCC 20868, 675 nucleotides. RefSeq lists its product as uncharacterized. NCBI's taxonomy places the organism in Eukaryota, Fungi, Ascomycota, Leotiomycetes, Helotiales, Helotiaceae. The coding region runs from base 1 to 675 and encodes 224 amino acids. The transcript has 3 exons. The record is from RefSeq and is a predicted model, not a curated record.
AUGGGAUCUGAGGAAUCCAAUCCUCGAUCCUCAACAAAGUUCCAUUUCUUCAUGGAGCUACCUGUCGAGCUGCGUCUAAAGAUAUACCGUCUUGCUAUCAGGGACUCAUUCUCCGAGUUCGGAGUACCUCGUUUAUUCUUUGAACAACAUCGCGAGAAGGAUCGAACUGAAUUCUUUCUGGACCUUUUCCCGUCGCAUCCUAUCAUAGCCCAGUGGAAAACAGAAGACGAGGUCUCCAAAGGCGAGCUUACGCAAGACGACGUUGAGAAGCAAUUAAAGGGUGCAGCCUUGUUACCAAUCCAGAGUAGAUUGAGUCUAUAUGCUCAUGCAAUAUGCCGCCUUGCAUUUCCGCUGGAGUUAGCUCGAAGACAAAGUGGGCCCCCUCUAUUCAUGAGUGCUAGAGGAGUAGCUCCAAAUCUCAAAGAGAUCAUUGCUGUUAUCUUUCCUAUCAAGAUGACGAAUGGUAUAAUCGACAUGGACGAAACCGAGAUGAUACCUCAUCAAGAGAGAGCCGUUUUGGAGUCGUCCUGUGAUCGAGGGCAAUGGAAGUUGGUUGAGAGAUUCUGCUACGAGGCUACCCUUCAUAUAAAUCUAGAUAAGACACCUACGCUAACUUUUAUGGUGGAUAAAAGUUUCAUUAAAAGUAAGACGAGAGAUGAACCAAGUCAAGAGUAA